GCUCUGCUGCCCUGAGAAAAUCACAUGCACUGGCUGGUGGUGCCCAAACUCCUGGAGCUGGACACACACACACACACACACACACACACACACACACACAACAAGCAGCACUCACAGCCGCAGUUACAGGGUGUUCCUGGAACCCAGAGUGGUCGCGAGUGUCGCGGAGUGUCGCCUACCGGCAUCUACGUGCCACCCUGGAGCCCAUCAGGUAUAGACACUCGGGCGUGGAAGCCCAUCCACCGCAGGGACACGAAGGAGUCGCGCGCUCCCGCUGUUCACACUCGGCGCCCUGCUCCAGGGCCUAGCCCGGCCACACCCCUCCUCCUCGAGUCUCUGCCAGUCGUUCCUGCCCCUCUCACACACUUCAAGUCCCCUGGGGGGUCCUCGCACAGCCUGGCGGGGCCAAGUUAGGGCUGGCCUGGCUGGAGAUUCAGGUCCGGAGCCAAAAAUCGACGCCUUCUCCGAGUGCCGUCCCCACAGAGCUGACUCGCCGGGCUGAACUCGGGUUGCUGGAGCGUGGGGUUUGGCGCCCAGCCCCUCUCCGCCAGAACCCCACAGCCGCAGCAGGCUCCCGACUGCCCCGGGUCCCCGCCCCCCGCGCGGAGAGUAGUUACCGAUGGUGGUGAUGACGGUGAUGGCGAAGUAGAAGGAGCCGGCGAAGCGCCACUGUACGCCGGCCUUGUGCGGCUUGAGGCGCAGCACGACGCGCUCGAGCUCCUCGUAGCCGCCCUGGCUGAGGUUGUAGCGCGCCCGCAGCUCCUGCUGCCGCAGCUCCAGCCGCUCCCGCUCGAUCAUCUCGGGCUCUGAUUCCAGCGCGUCGAAGACCGCGGCGCCCACCAGCAGGAACCUGACUGAUGGCAUGGAAUGCCCUUUUUUUGGCCAUCUCCUGAGGGUCGAGGCCUUGACCUUCCUGACCAGAAAUGAAAUCCUGUGCAUCCAUGACACCUUCCUGAAGCUCUGCCCUGCAGGCAAGUACUACAAAGAAGCCACACUGACCAUGGACCAGGUCAGCUCCCUGCCAGCCCUGAGGGUCAACCCUUUCAGAGACCGCAUCUGCAGAGUGUUCUCACACAAUGAUGUGUUCUCCUUUGAGGAUGUGCUGGGCAUGGCCUCUGUGUUCAGUGAGCAGGCCUGCCCCAGCCUGAAGAUCGAGUAUGCUUUUCGCAUCUACGAUUUUAAUGAGAAUGGUUUCAUCGAUGAGGAGGACCUGCAAAGGAUCGUGCUACGACUGAUGAACAGCGAUGAUGUGUCCGAGGACCUGCUAGCGGACCUUGCCCACCACGUCCUGAGUGAGUCAGACCUGGACAAUGACAACAUGCUGUCCUUCUCAGAGUUUGAACAUGCGAUGGCCAAGUCUCCUGAUUUCAUGAAAUGGAAACCAGAACUCCCCACUCCAACAUGGCAGCCAGAGGGCUUGUAGCUUGGGUGGACCCUGAGGUACACACUUGGGGGCACCUUAGUCAAAGGUAAUUCUUCCUCCACAAUAGCCCAGCCCAAAAUUGAAGCUGGUAUCUGGUCUGCCCUGUAUUUUUCUCUGAAUCACUACCAUUUUCUUUCCACUGGUUCCAAUACCAAAAGAUUCUAAGACCUUUUGCAUUCCGGUGUUGCUAAAAUAAGCUGAAAGAAGUUUGGUUUGAGCCAUUAACCAGAGAAAGGGACAUGAGAGGUGGGCCAAAGAGGAUGCUAGGAUCAUAGAGAGCCCAGAGUUAAAGGGCCCCCUAGAACCAUAGGCUCCAGAUAAGUCACUGGAUUCUUCCUUUCAGCUCCUUUCGGAUUCACUUCUGGGGAUGUUGAUGUGCCACAAACUCCUGAUCUGGCAGCCUCUAGGAGACCCUGGAAUCAGCCCCCCUCCAGGCACUAUGAGAUCUGACUUGAAACAUGACUUUAUCCCCC
Molecule: messenger RNA, 1896 nt
Organism: Sciurus carolinensis (gray squirrel)
Lineage: Eukaryota; Metazoa; Chordata; Mammalia; Rodentia; Sciuridae
Gene: Cib4
Product: calcium and integrin binding family member 4
Exons: 8
Coding region: 863-1423 (186 amino acids)
Molecular function (GO): calcium ion binding
Source: RefSeq, a predicted model, not a curated record